Messenger RNA from Anas platyrhynchos (mallard), 915 nucleotides. It is a transcript of the gene H2AX, whose product is annotated as H2A.X variant histone. Gene Ontology annotation, cellular component: nucleosome. Gene Ontology annotation, molecular function: DNA binding; structural constituent of chromatin; protein heterodimerization activity. The record is from RefSeq and is a predicted model, not a curated record. Lineage: Eukaryota; Metazoa; Chordata; Aves; Anseriformes; Anatidae.
GAGCCGCCCCCUUCCAUUCCGCCGCAGAGCUGCGAGGGAGCGGUCGCGGAGCGCGCACGGCAGCGAGGCGCCAUGUCUGGCCGUGGCAAGAGCGGCGGUAAGGCCCGAGCUAAGGCCAAAUCCCGUUCGUCCCGGGCCGGGCUGCAGUUCCCCGUCGGGCGCGUCCACCGGCUGCUGCGGCGCGGGCACUACGCGGAGCGGGUCGGGGCCGGCGCCCCGGUAUACCUGGCGGCCGUGCUGGAGUACCUGACGGCCGAGAUCCUGGAGCUGGCGGGCAACGCGGCCCGCGACAACAAGAAGACGCGAAUCAUCCCCCGGCACCUGCAGCUGGCCGUGCGCAACGACGAGGAGCUCAACAAGCUGCUGGGAGGCGUCACCAUCGCGCAGGGCGGCGUCCUGCCCAACAUCCAGGCCGUGCUGCUGCCCAAGAAGACGGGAGGAGGCAGCGCCGGCCCCACCAAGGCCGGCAAGAAGGGCGGGCAGCAGUCGCAGGAGUAUUAAGCCGCCCUCCCCCCCCCCCCCCGCACCACACAAAGGCCCUUUUCAGGGCCACCCCAUUGCUCACCGGGAGAGCUGCGAUCUGAAGGGGUGGGGGGGGAGCCGCGGCGCUGUCCCGCCGGGGUUUGGAAGGGGGCAGGGGGCGAGUGGAGCCGCCUGCAGCCCUCCCGGCCGCUGGCCGGCGCUGCGGAGCUGCGAGGAACGGGUCCGGGGGGCUCCAGGAAGCACUGGCAGACGCCACGUGCGGGCAGGCAGCCGGAAAAAGGGCAAUAAAGGCUCCCGAAACGCUCCUUCAGUCACAAAACAGGAGGUGCUCCAUAAAGACACUUACUCUUGGGUGCUGACUUUGGCUGUAUUUAUCUGCUGUUGCAUUCAGUGGACAGUACACCGAGAAUAAACCAUGCUUUGUUUCCAGAA